GAUUUUUUCUAAUCGUUUCCACAGCGCGUCCCAGAGUUAAUAUUGUUACUGUUCCUUUAAGACCAACUCUGACGCCUACGUACGUCCAAACGCCAUUGGCUAUUCCACUUCCGUACAUUUCCAGCAGCUAAGCAUGGCAGCAGGAGAGCUUUGGAACAGGGUAAACAUUUCAUAUCCCUGUGCGACUUCAACCGUCCGCAUACAGUUUACUUCAACAACAGGUUAGAAAGUUAGAACCGAACACGUCUCACGUUGCUGCGUGUUAGAAUUUUCAAAGCCCUGCUGUUGGAAAACAACGAGGUUCUGACGCUUCUUCACAGUAAGGUCCUUCAGACGGAGAUCCGGGUUCUCUACGAGCUGAUGUACAUCCUGAACAACAGCUUCAGGGGCAACAAGACCUUCAAGGGUUUGCAGCAGGUUGAACAAUGUGUAAACAAACUGAAGAAUAUGAGGCUUGAUGGUGCUCUUCAGGACCUGGCAGAACUGUCCCCAAAUCGGAUUCAAAUGGCGUUGUGCAAGAAGACAGGUGAGUGUGAUGUUCCGAGUCAACCCGUUCUGGAGUGGACCUGUCUCAAAUUGCUGGGAGCUGGUAAACUGCUCAGCUGCACUUUGUCUCGCUGCAGCAGAGCUUUUACACUCGCAAAGCAGCAGAUGAAAUGGGAGGAGUUUCUCGUGCUGAAUUUGGUGAUAACCAGCAUGCUCAGUCGUUUGUGGGUAUUUUUCCGUGGUUUACUGGUCAGCCUAACCAAUCUGUACCAGCAGCUCCUCAAACUCCUGGAAGCUGUCGCCCAAGCCCAGCCGAUGCCCUACCUGACCGACAUGGUCUUGCCAGCAGAUAUGGUUGAGUUCCUGGGUCCCUCUGAUGCUUUCAUGCUGAAGAAGCAUCCAGCAUUUCACGCUUAUCUCAAAGAUCAGAAAGCGGAACCGCAAACAUGGAAGAAAGCCUCAUCUAAAUUCACAAACAAGAAACGGAUGAUAAUUGUUAAAGAAGACCUUGGGAUUUCUGUUGAAAGAGCUGUCAAUUUUGAUGCCUAUGUCCAGCUUUCUUUCAGCAAGAGUAAGUCUGUCUCAGAAGAAUUGAGUAAAAAUACCAAGAAAGAAAAGUUCAAGAAACAAGCAGGUGAAGCUACUACAUUUACACUCAUGUCUGCCAACCUGGAGGAGAUAAUUCAAUGGUGCAGAUCUAAAAGAAUGAGGAAGACACAAUGUCUCCUUACAUUCCUGCGAUUAAAGUGCCAAAAGAUGAAGUGUCUGGAAGCAGCAGGAUACAAUGUUCAGAGGAAGCUUCGGGUCUUCAGGCAAGAAGUGUGCCAGGCUUUAUCUCCCCAGGGAUCAGCAGGGAGGACUUUUCGUUUUCUGACUGCGACGAAGAGGAUGGCUGGCCAAAGAAGUCGUUUGCAAUCGCUCAGGAAAAGAUUUAUAGUAUCUAGAGCCAGGACUGAUUUAAAGACGACACAACUGCUUGGACGACAAAAAGAGACUGAGCUGCAGAUGUAUUUUAAAGAUAUUCAGAAAAGUAGAGCCACAAGCAGGACAGCAUUACAGAUCACUAACUCGGAUAGCAGUGAUGACAUAGAUGAUAUAUUUGCAAUUGCGGGCUUGUGACACUUUUAAAACCAAGACAACCGAGUUGACAAUGUAGAGUGAAGGUCAGUCCUCUGUGUAAAGUGCAUACAUGCUGCUAAGUGUAAUAUAAGAACAGAUAUAUUUACAUUUAACACCUGUUAAACCUUUGCACCUCAUCACAGAUUUGCAGAUGCAUCUCAAUAAAUUAGGAUAGAUUUGAAAAGUGACUUCUUUUUGUUGAGUUAAUUCAGAAAGUGAAACUCUAACUUUGUUAUUUUUAAUGACAAUGACAUACAGUUAAUGAAAAUGAUUUAUCCCAAGACCUUAA
Girardinichthys multiradiatus is the source of this 1894-nucleotide messenger RNA. It is a transcript of the gene rmp64, whose product is annotated as nucleolus and neural progenitor protein. Bases 361 to 1605 code for a protein of 414 amino acids. The record is from RefSeq and is a predicted model, not a curated record. Gene Ontology annotation, cellular component: nucleus. Gene Ontology annotation, biological process: positive regulation of Notch signaling pathway. Lineage: Eukaryota; Metazoa; Chordata; Actinopteri; Cyprinodontiformes; Goodeidae. The transcript is spliced from 9 exons.